AUGGGAGGCGGGAAAAAGAACAAAGUCAACGGCACGGGGAAAGUCCUCGCGAAAUCAAAGCUGAAGAUGAAAAAAGGCAACCUAGGAAAAAGCCGCACGUCUUCAAACGCAUCGCGAUACGUGACCAGGAACGAAGCGCUGAACAAACUGCAGCUGAAAUUGAGCGAUUUUCGCCGACUUUGCAUUCUCAAAGGAAUACAUCCCAGAGAACCGAAGAAGAAAGUCAAAGGCCAAGGGAAAACGUAUUACCACGCGAAAGAUAUCGCGUUUUUACUCCACGAACCGCUGAUGAAAACCUUUCGAGAGUUACGCGCGCACGAGAGGAAGAUUAAGAAAGCGAAGGCGAAGAAACACUUCAACCAAGUGGACCGGUUGCGAGAACACAAACCGAUGUAUACGCUGGACCAUUUAGUGAAGGAACGGUACCCGACGUUUCUCGACGCCUUGAGAGAUUUGGACGAUUGUUUAACGUUAGUGCACUUGUUUGCGUUGUUACCGGCGGCGAAAAGGCACGGGAUUCCGCAAGAUAUCGUCGCGAAAUCGAGGGAGUUGAGCUUGGAGUUUCAAUCGUACGUGACGAGAAAACGCGCUUUGAGGAAAGUUUUCAUUUCCGUGAAGGGCAUUUAUUACGAAGCUGAAAUUCGAGGCGAACCGGUCGUGUGGUUAGUGUCGCACAACAUGCAGCAAACGUUACCGGAAGACGUGGAUUAUCGCGUGAUGUUGACGUUUUUGGAGUUUUACAUCUCGAUGACGACGUUCGUCAAUCAUCAGUUGUACCACGAGGACAAUUUGAGGUACCCGCCAGUCUUGGACGUGGCUUUAGAGGAUGCCGCGACUGGUGCGGUAGCAAUCGUGCACGAACUGAAGAAAAAGAUAGAAAACGCCACUUUAGUCGCGCAGGCGAGGGAAAACGCCGCAAAAGCGAAAGCAGACGACGACGUAAACGACGACGGAGAGAAACCGAAAAAGAGAAAGAAAACGUUAGCGGAGAAACUGAAAGAAAUCGCGCAGUUUGAAGACGGCGAAGAUGAGGACGAUAUCGCGGAAAGAGAAGCGGCUGAACGCGAGCGCGAGCGCGAAAACGAACAGUUACGAAUGGAGGAAAACAUCGAGAUGAUGACCACCGGCGACGAAGCCGACGCGCAAAUGGCGACAACCAUCACGGACGAAGAACGAAACGCAAACUUGUCCGAUCGCGAGUUGUUAAUUUUAGACCGAAAACGACGCGCGAAUUUGUUCAACGGUUUGACUUUUCUCAUCAAACGCGAGUGUCCUCGCGAAGCGAUGGUGUUCAUCGUAAAGUCCUUCGGCGGCGAAGUGUGUUGGGAAGGCGAAGGCUCGCCCAUCGACGUCGACGAGGAGAAGGAUAAAAUCACGCACGUCAUCAUGGACCGCCCGUUGCCGAACGACCAAAAGCCAGCCGCGGAAAUCUCUCGGGAGUUUGUCGUUCCGCAGUGGGUGUGCGAUUGCGCCAACUAUAGAAUCUUAAUCCCUACGGAAAAAUAUUUCCCCGGGAAGAAACCGCCGCCGCACUUAUCGCCGUUCGUCGACCCGGAAGAGGAAGGGUAUUACCCGGAAUACUUGCUGGAGUUGAUGAAGUUGCAACACGACUUUGGCGUUCCAGGGAGAAAGAAGUUACCGUCCUCGGCGUCUGGAACGGACAAGAAAAAGCCGAAGAAAACCGAAGAAGAGGAAGAAGAAGAGACGCACAGAAAAGAACUCGAGAAGGAAAUCAAAGGCGUGCCGUAUUCAAAGUCGUUGGAGAACGAGAAGAUCGACGACGAUUCGGACGAUUCGGAUUCGGAUUCGGACUCCUACCCGGGCGAGGAAGGCGAAUCGGAAGAUUCCGACCCGGACGAGUCUUCCUCCGACGAAGAUGACGACGACGAGACCGGCGAAAAGAGAGUGAAAUCGAAACUCACGCCGGAAAUGGCCAUGAGAGAAAAAGACAAGAUUGUUCGCGAACGCGUCCAAAAAGGAGGCGAAGAAGCCGAGUUGGACCACUUGAGAUCUGCUUUACUUCCGAGAAAGAAGAGAGAGUUGUAUAAAGCCAUGCAAAUUGGUCUCGCGAAGAAAGAGAAACGCGCGGAAGAGUUGAGGAAACGCGCGGCAGAGUUGAAACAAAUGGCGAGAGAUAAAGGCGGAAACAAACGAGUCAAAACGACCAAAGGCGCCGGGGCCGCCGGCGGCGCGAAGAAAAAACAAAAGAAGAAGUAA
Messenger RNA from Bathycoccus prasinos, 2217 nucleotides. RefSeq lists its product with no specific name. Gene Ontology annotation, cellular component: nucleolus; PeBoW complex. Gene Ontology annotation, molecular function: RNA binding. Gene Ontology annotation, biological process: ribosome biogenesis; maturation of LSU-rRNA from tricistronic rRNA transcript (SSU-rRNA, 5.8S rRNA, LSU-rRNA). NCBI's taxonomy places the organism in Eukaryota, Viridiplantae, Chlorophyta, Mamiellophyceae, Mamiellales, Bathycoccaceae. The record is from RefSeq and is a predicted model, not a curated record. Bases 1 to 2217 code for a protein of 738 amino acids. The transcript has a single exon.